AGCACCACCAGAAAUUCUUCACAGUUUUUUUUUCAAAUUUGGUACCAAAAGAAGAUGAUUGGUUUGGAUAAUGACGCGAUAUUUAAAAAGAAAGACAUCCCCGCCGAAAAUGCACCAAAAGCACCUCGUGUUGGGGGAAUGGUGGGGACGUUCGAUCCAAAUUAUCAGGUUAUUUUUUUCUUUGAGGUUGUCCGUGAAGACUCGGAUCCGGUAGUUGAAGACCAUAAAAAUACAACCAAGUUGAACCUAUUUCUGGAAUGUUCGGCACCCCACUAUCAGCCAUAUCAUCGUACACUCGCUGGCCUUAACAACAACGAUAUAUUUAAAGUGAAGAAUGCCGGGCCAAGGCCACCAGAUUUUAAACCACCACCUGGUAAAGCUAUUGCGGGGACAUAUGAUCCUAAUUAUCAGACCCUUGCCGGACUCAACAACGACGAGAUAUUCAAGCAAAAGCAAUGUUUCGAACCAGUUGGUGUUACUCCUCCUGAACCAUUACUAAGAAGCAAAUUCUAA
Anisakis simplex (herring worm) is the source of this 513-nucleotide messenger RNA. The record is from the annotation of a GenBank genome assembly. Lineage: Eukaryota; Metazoa; Nematoda; Chromadorea; Rhabditida; Anisakidae.